UUGUCACACAGUUCCCGCGCCGAGCGGCCGCCGCGACCUCGUCCCCCCGCGAAGCGCCUCGCUGGGGCGCCGGGUGUCUCCGAGACGCGAGUCGGCCUCCCCGAUACCUGCAUAAUGACUGAUAAUCUGGAUGAAUUUAUUGAAGAACGAAAAGCCAAAUUGGCCAUAGACAAAGCAGAACUGGAACGUGACCCACCUUAUAUGGAAAUGAAAGGAAAGACAUCAGAGAAGCUUUCUGAAAACAGUAAAAUAUUAAUUUCCAUGGCCAAGGAAAACAUACCACCAAACAGUCAACAGACAAGGGGUUCUUUAGGAAUUGAUUAUGGAUUAAGUUUACCACUCGGGGAAGACUAUGAACGAAAGAAACAUAAAUUAAAAGAAGAAUUACGGCAAGAUUAUAGACGCUAUCUUACUCAGGGUAUUACACAAGCAAAACGAAAGAAAAAUUUUCUCUCUACGAGUGACAUAGAUCCAUCUACUCUGGGAGUUUCUCUUCCUAUUGGUGAGAGGUUAUCUGCCAAGGAAAGGUUGAAACUUGAACGCAACCAAGAAUACAAUCAGUUUCUCAGGGGUAAGGAAGAAUCCAAUGAAAAACUCAGACAGGUAGAAAAGAGUACUGAGAACAAGUAUCAAAGAAAUAAGAAACCUAUCAGUCAAGUUAAGCCUGAUUUAUUUCCACAAGAACAAACAUCUUUUGAAAAUUUAGAGGGCCCUAGGAAAGCUGUCUUGACUCCUUCAGAGGCAUAUGAAGAGCUUCUAAACCAAAGGCGACUGGAGGAGGAAAGAUAUCGACAACUAGAUGAUGAGAUUGAAUUAAGGAAUAGAAGAAUCAUUAAAAAAACUAAUGAAGACGUGGGCAUUUCGAAUAAAAAACAUCAAAGAUAUGCUAGCAAGGUUGAUGUCCCAGAUAGAAGAUUACACAGGUUUAACGAGGAUCGUGUUUUUGAUAGACAGUAUUAUAGACCAGACCAAGAUCCUGAAGUAAGUGAAGAGAUGGACGAGAGGUUUAGAUAUGAAAGUGAUUUUGAUAGAAGACUUUUGAGAGUGUAUACAAAUGACAGGAUGUACGGGAACAGACGAGGGACUGUGCCUUUUAUGGAGCAUGGUGGUGGUAUCACAGAACAGUCAAACAUACGAAUUUCAUCUGCUGGAAAUAAAAGUGCUCAAGAAAAUGAACCAUCCAAAUCUAUUAACCGAGAACUCUGUAGUCCAUUUGCAGGGAUGCUUUUUGGAGGUGAAGAUCGAGAACUUAUUCAGAGAAGAAAGGAGAAAUACAGACUAGAACUAUUGGAACAAAUGGCUGAACAACAGAAGAACAAGAGACGAGAAAAAGAUUUGGAACUCAGGGUUGCAGCUUCUGGAGCACAAGACCCUGAGAAAUCGCCUAAUAGACUAAAGCAGUUUAGUGUGGCACCAAGACACUUUGAAGAGACGAUUCCACCUGAAAGACCCAGGGUAGCUUUCCAGACACCUCUCCCUCCUUUAUCUGCCCCAUCUGUCCCACCUAUCCCAUCAGUUCACUCCAUCCCAUCUCAAAAUGAAGAUUUGCACAAUGGACUCAGCAGCACCCUUGGUGAAAUGGUGCCUCCCAGGAUUGCACCUCUGCCUCCACCUCCACUACUACCACCUUUGUCUACUAACUAUCGGACUCCUUAUGAUGAUGCAUACUAUUUUUAUGGGGCCAGGAAUACUUUGGAUCCUAGUCUUGCUUAUUAUGGUUCAGGAAUGAUGGGAGUACAACCUGCAGCUUUUGUUAGUGCUCCUGUCACUUACCAACCAGCACAUCCCAUUGUGAAUAUAGUUGGACAGAGCGAACUAAAAAGUAUGAAUGAUCAAGCAAUAAAUUCAGGAUUAUUUUUUGAAGAUAAACCAAAGCCUUCAAAACAGACACUUCAGUCUUAUCAAGAAGCUUUGCAGCAGCAGAUUCGGGAAAGAGAAGAAAGAAGAAAGAAAGAACGUGAAGAAAAAGAAGAAUAUGAAGCUAAAUUAGAAGCUGAAAUGAGAAGUUACAAUCCCUGGGGAAAAGGUGGAGGUGGUGCUCCUCUCAGGGAUGCAAAAGGAAAUCUGAUAACUGAUUUGAAUAGGAUGCACAAACAAAAUAUAGAUGCCUACCAUAACCCAGAUGCAAGAACAUAUGAAGAUAAAAGGGCUGUUGUUUCCCUAGACCAAAAUUUAGCCACUUCAAAUGCUGAGAACCUAGAAGAUUCUACAAAUAAAAACUCAGGUCAUAUGCAAACACAAAGCUCACCGUUUGCUCGGGGAAAUAUAUUUAGUGAGCCUCCAACUGAACUUCAGAUUAAACAGCAAGAAUUAUACAAAAAUUUUCUUCGUUUUCAGAUUGAGGAAAAGAAACAGAGAGAAGAAGCAGAGCGAGAGAGACUAAGAAUUGCAGAAGAAAAGGAAGAGAAACGACUUGCAGAACAGAGGGCACGAAUUCAACAAGAGUAUGAAGAGGAACAGGAAAGAAAAAGGGAGAAGGAGGAGGAGCAAAGGCUAAAAAAUGAAGAACUUAUUCGGUUAGCUGAAGAGAGACGAAAAGAAGCAGAAAAAAAGAAGAAAGAAGAAGAAGAAAGACAUAACCUACAACUGCAGCAUUAUUAUGAAAGAGAAAAUAUGAUUGGGGAAGAAACCAAACGUGUGAGACAGCCAUCUCCUGUAGUUCCUGCUCUUCAGAACAAAAUUGCAAGCAAACUCCAAAGACCUCCUUCAGUUGACAGCAUUAUAAGUUCCUUUAUUCAAGAAAGUUCCCUAUCUAGGGCACAGUCUCCUCCAGUACCUGCCAGGAAAAAUCAGCUCCGUGCAGAAGAAGAGAAAAAAAAUGUAAUUAUGGAAUUGUCAGAAAUGAGAAAACAACUUCGUAGUGAAGAGCGGCGUCUACAAGGGCGGUUGCUACACAUGGACAGUGAUGAUGAAAUUCAUAUAAGGAAAAGAGAAAGGAAUCCCAUGGAUAUAUUUGACAUGGCUAGACAUCGGUUACAAGCCCCUGUCAGAAGACAAUCACCUAAGGGCUUAGACCCUAUUACUUUUCAGAAUAUUCAUGACUUUAAUGAGCUGAAGGAUAGAGAUUCAGAAACACGAAUUGAUUUAAAAUUUAUGUACCCUGAUCCUCCAAGAGAUCAUCACACCUUAGAGAUUCAGCAGCAAGCUCUCCUAAGAGAGCAGCAGAAGAGACUAAAUAGAAUAAAAAUGCAAGAUGGUGCUGAAGUUGACUUGGAUGCUGUACCAAGUGCCAAAGUACGAAAUCACAGAAUGCCCAGAGAUGACACUAAUGAUUUCUUGAAAAAUUCAUUAUUGGAAUCUGAUAGUGCUUUUAUUGGUGCUUAUGGUGAGACAUAUCCCACCAUUGAAGAUGAUGCUCUCCCUCGUCCACAGCUGCCCUCUGCAAGGGAGCGCAGGAGGAACAAACUGAAAGGACUGGACUUCGAUAACAGUCAUCCCAAUGUACUGCCAGAUGCUCUCUCUUUAAAAUCUGUAUCCAGUAUAAAUAUUGAUCAACUUAGAAUGAGAAAUGAGGAACGAAUACGAAGAUUGAAUGACCUUCAGAAUAAACCUAUUAACACAGAUGAUGAGAGUUCACUGAUUGACCCAGAUGACAUCAUGAAGCAAAUGGGUGAUGAUGGAUCAAACUCUGUAGCAACGGAGCCCUGGCUCCGCCCUGGCACCUCAGAAACGCUGAAGCAAUUCAUGGCAGAACAGCUGAACCAGGAGCAGCCGCAUGUUCCUGGAAAACCAGGCACUUUCAGUUGGCAGGGGCUGUCUACUGCACAUGGUUAAAAUAAAUCUGUAUUGGACA
Messenger RNA from Talpa occidentalis (Iberian mole), 3793 nucleotides. RefSeq names its product centrosome and spindle pole associated protein 1 (gene CSPP1). The transcript is spliced from 31 exons. Gene Ontology annotation, biological process: positive regulation of cytokinesis. Bases 115 to 3774 code for a protein of 1219 amino acids. The record is from RefSeq and is a predicted model, not a curated record. Gene Ontology annotation, cellular component: spindle pole; microtubule; centrosome. NCBI's taxonomy places the organism in Eukaryota, Metazoa, Chordata, Mammalia, Eulipotyphla, Talpidae.